Messenger RNA from Neospora caninum, 4788 nucleotides. RefSeq lists its product as hypothetical. Gene Ontology annotation, molecular function: ferric iron binding; acid phosphatase activity; ferrous iron binding. The coding region runs from base 1 to 4788 and encodes 1595 amino acids. The transcript has 3 exons. The record is from RefSeq and is a predicted model, not a curated record. NCBI's taxonomy places the organism in Eukaryota, Apicomplexa, Conoidasida, Eucoccidiorida, Sarcocystidae.
AUGUCUUUUCUCUCCGCCGUUGGCGUCGCGGCUACACCACUGAGCGGAAAGCGGCCGGGCCUUAUCUCGCGGCGGCUCGACGCGCUCGUCACGAAGUCGAUCAAGAAGCUGCUGACGUGGCAGCCUGUCGAACGCCCUGUGCCUUCCUUGAAUCUGGACGAAGUUGUCUUUGUCGCCGGACGGCACACAGCCGCGUUGUCCGCGUCCUUUCACACGACGCUGGAAGAUGUCCUCAUCCUCUUCUUCCGCUGGUUCGACGACACAAAGACAACGCGCUGGGCCAGGCAAGGCCUCAUUACGAUGGAAUCCCUGAAGCGGCAACACACGCGUUACGGCAGCCAAAUGGCGAAGGACUACACGAAGAAACAAGAGGAGCCUGAGGAAGACGAGGAGAAGAAGAAGCAGAAAGUGCAGCCAGUCAAGGUGUACGCGGGGCUCGGAGCUUGUCAGCGGCGCAACCGCCACUGGAUUUUCGAUGGGAACACUUUUCACCGACGAGGAGGUGAAGCGUUUCACAUCCCCGACGAGCUUACCGAAAACGACGUGAACUUUAUGCGAGGCCUGCCGUUCAGUGUCAUUCGUGUCGCGCAGGGAAUCUUCGCCUCGGAGCCGCCAGCCUCAGUGCACCGCCUCGAGCGCGAGCUCAAGAUCCGUGGUGUCACCACGAUCGAGAAACUCCUGUCGAGAACGAAUUUUUUCGACCUGUUUGUUCUCUUUGACGUCUUCGACGAAACCCUCAGUCAGAUCGACGUCCUGCGCGAAUACCACAAGAACUGGCAAAAAUACAAGAGUGGAAAGUUCUCGCCUCCGCAGAUUCCGCUCGGAGAAUGGAAAGAGAAACGCACGAUGGAAGAACUCCUUCUCGACGACAACUACGCAGAGACGGAUUUUCCAAAGUGCACCACUCUCAAGUGCUUCAUGCAGUGGACGUGGCGGAAGACUCCGGAGAAAACCAUUGAGGUGAGCAAGAAGAACGUCAACGCGCUGAAGCUUCUGCUCGUCGGCAGCGCCGGGCGGGGAACGUCGUACACGCCUCUGAGCGAACGGAAAAAGAUGUCCUUCCUGAAGAAAGCCGGCGACUUCCAGGAUCUCGAACACACCGUCGACGCCUUGAAAGACUGGCACCAACGCGAAAAGGCAGACGCAGUCCUCGGGCUAGGAGACAUGCUCGGCCUCCCUGGGGCAACCACCGUGCGGGAUGAGCGGUUCCAGAAAAGGUGGCAUGACAUCUUCGUCAAGGAUGCUGGCCUGGAUCUUCCGUGGCUAAUGACCCUCGGAGACGCAGACUCCGUACUCAGUCCCUCGUCGCAGGUUCGGUACCACUACUCAGUCCAGCAUAAGAACUGGCAUCUGCCGAACGACUACUACACAGUGAACUUCAAGUUCGGGGCGAACCUGACGCUGGCAAAUGGCAUGUUCGAGGAGACGGCCUUCAACGCCACCGUGCUUGCCAUCAACACCUGGGACUUGUUCGUUGGAAACCCCAUUGCGAACAACAUGGCUUCAUGGACGAACAAGCUCUGGUGGUUGAGCGAGCAGCUGUACAAAGCUACGCAGAAGAACUCCUCAUGGAUCAUCGUGAUGGGGCACCACCCACUGCUCUCGACGGGUCCUGAAGGGGAGCAAGCGCGCCUUCAGAACAUCGACGAUGUGUACAAGAAUCGGCGGUCUCGAGGCCUGGAGUCAUUCUUGAUCAACACACUGUUCAUGCACUACCAGGUUGACGCGUACGUGUCCGGCCACGACCUCUUCAUGGACUUCAACUCCAUCACAGACGUGGACCGAAACGUCACGGUGUCCUUCAUUACCAGCGGAGCGACCGCGCGCCUGUUCCACAAAAACGUCGGCCGAGGAUGGGCGGGGCGUCUGCGGGGGGCGUUGUAUCCACUGCUGUGUUGGGGAGGACGAAAGGUGUUUUUCGGAUUCCAUCCUGGAGGCUGCAAACCCUUGAACAAAGACCAGCAGCAUCCAGAUCAGUUCUUCGUUCAGUCCCAAAGCGGCAAUUACAAGGUGAACAUCGAGGAGCGCGUGACGCAGGCGACCGGAUUUGCAGCGAUGAAACUGACGAAAGACUACAUGCUCCUAGACUUCAUCAACGCGCGCACGAAGAAGUCUGCCGUACACAAAGUGUACCGGCGGACGAACCGCGAAGGCCGAGAGAUCAAAUUUCUGGACCCUUUCGCCGACGGCCGGCUGCGGUAUGAGGAGCUGCUGCUUGACCGCGAGGCGUUCGAGGCGGAGAAUGCCGAGCUGAUCGAGAAGGAAAUUGCCUUUGCGCAAAAGUGUCCCGUGCUGGCCGAGCGGCUGAAGUUCCACGUAACGGAGAUGAAUGAACUUGCCGGAAGGUACAUCGAGUUGACGCAGCAAAAGGAAGUGUACGAAACCAUGACCGACACGAUGCGAGACCUAAUGGCGACUCUUGGGACAAACGUCCAACGGAAGAUCUCGGAAAUUCUCUCUACCAUGUACGUCAUUUCUGCUGACCACGCCCGGUUGGAGAAGCGGUAUAAAGAGAUGCUUGAGUUGAAGGAGAAGAUGCCCGAAAAAGAAGACCCGCGAUUCAAAGACCUUUUUGAACUCGAGAAGCAGUACGUCGAGACGCGGAAGCUGCGCCGGAAAACGUUCGACGCCUUGCAGUCCGACUCCAGCUCGGCAGGUGUCGAAGACGAGAAGAACCUCAGAAAGUACAUUAUGACCAUGAAACUUCUGCGGAAGCAGAUGGAUGACCUGGAGCGUGAGAUGAAGCAAUUCCCUGACCUCGAGACGAAGAAGGCCGCCGCCGCCAAGAAGGCACAGAAGGAGAGCGAGCAAAGAGCAAAGAAGCCCAAGAAGACCCCAGCCAUCAAACCGUUGGAUACCUCGAUUCUGGCGCGCAUUCGUCGCAAGGAGCUUCAACUCCGGCGGCACCACGCAGUUCUCGAGGGGCUGGCGAGGUAUCCCCAGUCCGAACUGAAGAAGAUGCGGGCUGAAAUCAACAUUCUCAAGCGCCAGGAGGCGAGCGUGCGGCAGGAGUUGGCGCGCCUCCACAUGAUUCGCAAGCGCAGCGUGCAGCCGAUGCGGCCUUCGGAUCAGUGGGAGAAGUUCCAAGUGAAAGAAGAACUGGAGACAAAGCUGCGUCAGAUCAACGCGUACAUGCACGAUGUCGAGCUCUUGCCGCCUGCGAAGCGCCAUUCCCAGAGCGUCCAAGACGAGUUCGAGGCCAUCGAAACGCAGCGGGCCGCGCUGGAGAAAGAGUUGACAGACGUCGUGGACGAGCUAGCGGACCGUAAAAUGACGCCCCUCCAAAGCGAGUUCUUGGCCAAAAGCGCAGAACUCAAGAGAAACGAACUGGUGCUCGAGCAACGGAAACUGCUGUCGCCAGAGGAGCUGGCGGUGCCCCAGAUCCAGAAAGCGUUGCAAGCGGCAGCCGACAAGCAACUGACUCUCCACAUGGAGGUGGAAGCGCUACAGGACAAGGUGCGGCAGGAGUUGAACGCCAUUGAGGACGCGUGGGAGCAGGAAAUGAGUGCAAAGGGCUACAACGUCCACGACCUCAGCGAAGACGUCGUUGUCGGGCCUGAGGUCGAGCAGCUUUCGGAAAGCGAGGCGCAAAUGGUUAUCGACUCCGGCAAGGUCGACAGCGCAGCCAAUGCAGCGAACGAGCUCGACCGGGCAGAGGAAACUCUGGCUGCGGUCGAGGAGGCCUUGCAAACCGCGGACACAGUCACUGGUGACGAGAAGGAACAGCUAGAGGCGAUGCUGGGGCCCGUCGAGGACCUCCCCGCGAAGGAGGAACGCAUGCGAGAGCGGGUUGCGGCUCUUCGAAAACGACUGGAACGAGAGACGAAUAUGUUGGAGAACCUGGUUCCGACAGAAGUGCCUGAAGAGGGGAAGAAGCAGGAGGGAGUGGAGGAGUCCCCCGGGGCGGACGUGGAAGAAGCCGAGGCCUCGAAAACAGAGACGAAGAAGGAAGAGGACGAACUGUCGAGCCCAGCCGGAGACUCUAAACCUCUGGAGACAGAUGACGCGGAAGACAGAGCACGCGUUGCUGACGGCGGCAUUGCGGGGAAUUCCGCAGCACAGACGCCGGACGCAGAUGAGGAACUGAGUCCUGGGGCGACCUCUCCGCGGCGGCUUGCAUCCGUUCUCGAGUUGUUCAAGACCAAACGAGACCCCUCGCCGUUUAAGAAGAUAGAAAAGGUCGACGUUGGCCCGACCGAUGCCUGCAUGCAGGUGCCGAUGCUCGAGGCGACAGUUCAGCGCAGACUGAAACCGCAGAGCGAAGAAGAGGUGAAGGAAAAGUGCGUGCACCGUCUGGCCAACCAGGCGUAUCGGCAGCAGCUGCGGUACAUACACAACGGCAUGUUCUUCUCGCAAGGCCCUCAAGGGCUCACGCCAACCCUCUACGAUGAUCCCUCGGUUCAUGUGGCUCGGGCGUGGAGCGAGUUCUUUGGAUACACGCACUCGUCGCGUUUCAAGAGUAUCAUGAAAGACAUACGGCACGGACUUCAGUUCGUGCACGAGACGUAUAAGACCUAUUCGUUUGCGGAGGCGAUGCAGAUGGAACUUCUCGAGGCAAUACGGCGAAGAGAGGAAGAGCUCGAGCUUCCUCUGGAUCAGGAUAUUGAAGUGAGGGACAAUGACGUCGAUAUGGACGUACUGGCUGAGCGCGAAGCUCCCAAGACGCCAGAGGAAGACAAAAGCCCAAAAGAAGAAAAGGAGGAACAGUCAGAAGAGGCGGAGCCUGGUGAAGAAGAGCCCGGCACAGAUAUCCCAAUCGAUGAAAUCGACACCAGCUACGAAGACUGA